Molecule: messenger RNA, 1449 nt
Organism: Phaeoacremonium minimum UCRPA7
Lineage: Eukaryota; Fungi; Ascomycota; Sordariomycetes; Togniniales; Togniniaceae
Product: putative histone-fold domain containing protein
Exons: 3
Coding region: 1-1449 (482 amino acids)
Biological process (GO): replication fork processing; resolution of meiotic recombination intermediates
Cellular component (GO): FANCM-MHF complex; Fanconi anaemia nuclear complex
Molecular function (GO): chromatin binding; protein heterodimerization activity
Source: RefSeq, a predicted model, not a curated record
AUGGCUUCCGCUCCGGAUAAUGGUGGCGCCACGCCCCAGACAUCCACCCGAGGGCAGCGGACACCUUCUCGACGAGCCUUCAGCGUGGACCCGCCGUCGACCAGCCGCCGGUCUGUCCACACGCCGGGGAGCCUAGGCCGGAAUCUCGGCGCAUCGCAGAGGCAAGGCCUCUCCGCCUCAGGCCGGAAGCCAAACGCCGCGACACCACACGGCCGCGCGGCCAUCCGGACGCUGGACUCCCGCAGAGCCGCCAUCAACACGCCUGGGCGCAACAGGCGGCGUAGCAUGCGCGACCAGCGCGAGACGCCGCGCAACUGGCUGCAGGCUCUGGGACGCAAGCUAGCGCCCGCGAGCAGGCCCAUCACGUCCUCCUCCUCAUCGCCGCGCGACAAGCAGGCGGACAGCAUUACGGGUGCAAUCCCCGAGGAUGACGAGGACGACGACCUGCCGAUUGAUAGGCCGCGAUUAUCGCUGCCCAUUGACGAGGAUGACGACGAUAGUAGCGAUCUGCAACCUCAUCAGUCGACGGGUCUGGAGGACGAGAAUUUCACGGUGCAAUCGAUCGAGCUGCCGCGAAGGGCCAUCAGUGAGCAGCCGCGCUUCUCGACCCGGAUGAGCGACUUCAUGGGGCCGGUUGACCUGCAGAGUGAUGACGUGGGAAUUGACUCUGCAUUCUUUCCGCCUGCGCAAUUCGAUGAUGAUGACGACGACGGUGAUCUCCAGGGGCCUGACGAUGUCACUUAUGAACGAAUUGACUCUGAAGCUGCACGCCGAGAAACAAUGGCCGCGGGGAGAGAGAGUGACUUUGGUAUCAUUGAAGUGCCCCUAGAUGCUAAUGAGAGUACAUUCUUCCUUGCGCCACAGCUCCAGGAGUCCCCUGUCCGGUCCCCACCUGCAUUUGACUCAGCACUGGGUGGUGACUUGGAACCAGUAGAGGAAGAGCAAGACCCGGGCGAUGUUGAUAUGGAGGAUGACGACGACGUUGGUAUUGAGGAAACAGAGCUUCACACAACCUCCGCCAAUCUAGCACCCGCGAAUGCAAGAUUCAAGAAACCCGGCAAAAAAGUCUCGAAAUACGGCAUCGAGUAUCCAUCUCUCCCAGUGGGCGUUGUGAAGCGCCUUGCGCAGACCUUCGCGCAGACAAGCGGCGUGAGCAAGGCGAAAAUCACGCCUGACGCCAUGUCAGCGAUAAUGCAAGCAUCAGACUGGUUCUUUGCGCAGCUUGGGGACGACCUCCAGGCUUAUGCAAAACACGCCGGCAGGAAGACAAUCGAUGAGAGCGAUAUGAUUACAUUGAUGAAGAGGCAACGUCAGACCAGCAUGUCCACGACCCCGUUCUCGCUUGCACAACGACAUCUGCCCAGGGAGCUCCUGCAGGAGUUGCGCAUGACGCCUCCCGUGCCGGCGAAGAAGCGUAGGGCCAACCGAGAGGGCGAGGAUAUCACCUGA